AUGAAAAUACACCCACCCUCGAAAGGCUACGACAUUGAGGACGCUAUUGUCAUGAACCGCGCCUCCCUGGACCGCGGCUUCGGCCGCUGCAUUGUCAUGAAGAAGUACGGCACCGUGCUCAAGCGCUACCCCAACCGCGCGCGGGACCGCAUCGUGGCGCCGCAGCCGUCGGGCGUGACGGGGCGCGUCCCCGAGCGGCUGCACGUGCUGGACAGGGACGGCCUCGCGCGCCCCGGGGAGUUCAUCCGGCCGGGGGACGUGUACAUCAACAUGCAGCGCCCCACCAACACCCGCGACCCCCUGCCCGCCGUCAU
Molecule: messenger RNA, 314 nt
Organism: Monoraphidium neglectum
Lineage: Eukaryota; Viridiplantae; Chlorophyta; Chlorophyceae; Sphaeropleales; Selenastraceae
Product: DNA-directed RNA polymerase III subunit C2
Exons: 2
Biological process (GO): DNA-templated transcription
Cellular component (GO): RNA polymerase III complex
Molecular function (GO): DNA-directed RNA polymerase activity; DNA binding; ribonucleoside binding
Source: RefSeq, a predicted model, not a curated record